This is a messenger RNA of Staurois parvus, 699 nucleotides long. The record is from the annotation of a GenBank genome assembly. NCBI's taxonomy places the organism in Eukaryota, Metazoa, Chordata, Amphibia, Anura, Ranidae.
AUGUAUGGAAAAGAAAAUAAUGAUUUUGGUUUACACACAAACCAAUAUAUUUCCAUUGUUCUUUGUUUUCCAGGGAUCCCCAGGUCUGAUCUUCUGCACACAAAGUCUGUACGGGGGCACAAGGACUGUUUUGAGAAAUAUCAUAAAAUUGCAAACCAGGACUGUUCCCGCUCCAAACUCACCAAAAGUCCUUAUGAGGAGGUCAAGACCAUCCUGAGCAAAAAGAUCAGCUGGAUUGUCCAGUACGCACAGAAUAAAGAUUUGUAUGCGGAUACAGAGUGUUCCAAACCGACCCAACAAAAGCUUUAUAAGUUCAGGCAGCUGAAUGACCGGUCCCUCCUUCCCCAGCACGACUCACAGGUACCGCGCUACUCUGAGAAAUGGCUGGACACGGGAGCACGCAGCCUUUCUAGCUGUAGACAGGGAGUACUAGAACAAAGCAACUCUCUUCAGAAUCCUAGGACAGCGUUCUGCCAUGGCCAGCUGUGGCCGAGUACCAGCCAGUCACAAUCGAGUGAGAACUCUGCCUUGGAAUCUAGACCCACUGCACAAAGAAUAUAUCAGCAUUACAGCAAAGAACAAUGUAAGUCUUCUAUACCUCACCCCAAAAUAUACUUUGUAAUAAAAACUUAUUUCAGUACUGGACCAUGCUGUUCAGUAACACACUGGUAUAUGCUUGGUAGAGAUCUAAACCUAUAG